GCUUUUUUUUUUCUUUCUUUUUCUCUUUUAAAUAAUCCGGUUUGGAGAAAGGAAGAAUCCCCAGCGUGGGGAGCGAGGAAUAAAGGAAGGGGGACAGGGAAGCAGGGACGCGAGCUGGACCGCGGCGGUUCCUGAUAUGGCAGGGUCAGGUCAUGAUGAUGGGCAGCGCCCGCGUGGCCGAGCUGCUGCUGCUCCACGGUGCGGACCCCAACUGCGCGGACCCCGCCACCCUCACCCGACCCGUGCACGACGCCGCCCGGGAGGGCUUCCUGGACACGUUGGUGGCGCUGCACCGAGCCGGGGCGCGGCUGGACGUGCGCGACGCCUGGGGCCGCCUGCCCGUGGACCUGGCUGAGGAGCGGGGCCACCGCGACGUCGCCCGCUACCUGCGCUCGGCUGCAGGGGGCACCGAAGGCGGGAGCCACGCCCGCGCAGACUCCGCGGAAGGUCCCGCAGACAGUCCCGCCCUAAAGAAUCCUUGAAAUCUAGAGACACUUCGACUACGUAUUUGAUCUUCAGUCGUCGAAGUUUGAAUACAAGAACUACCCCCAACAUAUCUGUCUUCCCUGCGUAGUUCCAAUUCAUCAAAUAACGCUUUUUAAAAAUUGGAACUGCCUCCCACUU
Messenger RNA from Globicephala melas (long-finned pilot whale), 624 nucleotides. Its product is annotated as cyclin-dependent kinase inhibitor 2A-like. Gene Ontology annotation, cellular component: cytoplasm; nucleus. The record is from RefSeq and is a predicted model, not a curated record. Gene Ontology annotation, biological process: regulation of cyclin-dependent protein serine/threonine kinase activity; negative regulation of cell population proliferation; regulation of G1/S transition of mitotic cell cycle. Lineage: Eukaryota; Metazoa; Chordata; Mammalia; Artiodactyla; Delphinidae. Gene Ontology annotation, molecular function: protein kinase binding; cyclin-dependent protein serine/threonine kinase inhibitor activity.